Prorocentrum cordatum is the source of this 1041-nucleotide messenger RNA. The record is from the annotation of a GenBank genome assembly. NCBI's taxonomy places the organism in Eukaryota, Dinophyceae, Prorocentrales, Prorocentraceae.
AUGGCGCGGCAUGCGGCCGCCAUCGCAAUGUCUCUGACGGCGUUGCAGCCGCUGUGGCAGAGAGCCGGCCUGACGGAGCCGGGGCAGACCCAGGCGCUCCCAGUGCAGACCAUGCCGGGGAGCGCGGAGGCGGCGGAGCAGCUCAAGAGCCCGGAGCGCUACGACAUCGCCAGCGGCUCCCCCGCCAUCAGCGACCGCACCACCGAGACGUACAAGUUCGACCCGGCGUUCAAAGGCGAGUGGGGGAUCGAGUACCACGCCCGCACCGCGGCGCUCGAGCCGGUCCCCGGCUUCCCGGCGCUCGCCCCGGAGUCGCUGCAGCCGGACCCCGCCGCCCCGGGCUCCGCGGGGAGCCCCGCCGGCGGGCGCUCGCAGCCGCACGCCGAUGCCGCGGUGCCGCCGGUUCACGCGGCCGUGAGGUACCCGGAGGCGGUCUUGAGGGCGCCGUGCGGCACCUGCCUGAACCUCUACAGCAGCGAGGCGGUGUCGGCGGCGCUGUGCCGCAUGCUGCCGGUCACUCCAGCGCCGGCGCCCCUGGUGGAGACCAAGGCGCUGGCCCCGGACGUCGACGCGAUGCAGACGCAGCUCGACGUGCUGACCCAGCGAGUGCAGUCCCUGCUGGACGUGCCGGCGCCGCCGUCCCUGGAGGCGCUGAUGGACCUGAUGGACGCGAUGCAGACGCAGCUCGACGGGCUGACCCAGACCGUGGGCGCUACGACGCCCGCUCCGGCCCAUAAUGAGAUGCAGUCGCAGCUCGCCGACCUCGCCCGGCACGUGCAGGACUUGAAGGCCAGGCCGGUUCCGGCGCCCCCGGAGGAUGCCAUGCAGCUGGCCAGGGCCAUUGACGAGAUCAAGGGGCAGAUCGCGCCAUUGGAGGCGCACGUGAAGGACCUCCAGGAUGUGUUUUCGCAGCUGGAGGCGAAAGGCAAUGCAUUCGAGGCGAAGGUGCUGAGAGAGAUUGCGCCCAAGCUGCAGACGCUCGCCGGGUAUUUCGGCGCAGCUGCUUCGCGACCGGCUUCUGAGAAGGGGCUGGCCGACUAA